AUGGGGGCUCAUUUAAGUAGUCCUAAGACGGAUAAGGUUUCGUUCAGUGGCGGAGACUUUUCUUCUCACACCACCAGGUAUGGAUCAUCAUCAAUGCAAGGAUGGCGCGUUUCAAUGGAAGAUUCCCACCUUGCAGUGCCUGAUCUUUAUCAGCAUGGGAGCAACGGUGGGGAAAAAGAAGCAGAUAAUGGACACCAAACGCAAGCAGGUGCUACUACAAGUGCACCGAACAAUUCCAACGCGACAGGGAAUAUUAACAGCUCCUUGGUUGGUGUAUACGGCGUCUUCGAUGGUCAUGGUGGCAGUUGUGUUAGCCAAUGGGUAUCAGAGAAUUUCGCAAACCUUCUAAAAGGAGAGAUCGCACGUCUCAGUGAGUUGAAAAAUAACCAAAACAUUGAGCUGAAAAGUUUGGAUGCGAUUUCGGAGACACAGGCAGUGCUUGCUGAGUCAUUGCAGUCUGCUUUCUUAAAGGUGGAUGAAGAAUUACAGAGGGCAGAAACGGAGCAAGCGUUGCAGAAACUCAACGAAAGACCGAGGAGUGACAAUUCAAACGAAUCUUUCGUCGACGGAUCAUCACUUUUUAAGGUGCUUAUGCCGGAUCGUGCGCCAAAUCGACAGCACACAAUCCGUCUUAUUGAACAACACACCGAGCGACUAUUGCGCGAGUCAUUUAAUUUUCAUAAUUCCAAUCAAUCGGAUGCUCAAACCACUGAAGAUUUAACAAGGUAUAGCGAAGACGAUGAAGAUUAUCAGCAGAAGUCGCCAGAUGACCUUGACGAAGAUAUAAAUGACGAUGAGGUUUAUAGAAAUACAUCUACCGAAGCACAUUCGGUAGAUGUAUCGAACGAGGGUGGGUCCAUAGGUCUGAAUGAUGUGAGCCCGAAAAACCAUGAAAGCAAAACUUCCCAAGACCAGAUGGUGACUCGCGCCGUACACGACGAUGAAUCUAUGAGAUCUGGGGACUGCAUUCCAGAGGACGAAUACGAAGUAGAGACGGACACAAUUGGAGACGGGGAUGGUCCUAGUUUAGCUUAUGGAUGUGGUUCAACUUCUGUGGUUGUGGUGGUUGUAGGUGGAGAGACACCAGCUAUACUAGUAGCUAACGCCGGCGACUCCAGGGCUGUUUUAAGCCGAGGUGGGCAAGCGGUGGCGUUGUCUCAUGAUCAUAAACCUCAAUUACGUGAAGAAGGGGAACGGAUCCGACGAGCCGGUGGGUCCGUAACGAACGGAAGGGUAGACGGCAAUUUGAAUCUUAGCCGUUCUCUGGGUGAUUUGGCCUUUAAGCGUGACCAAUCGUUGCCUCCAGCUGAGCAACGCAUUUCUGCUAUGCCUGAUGUGAGAAUAUGCCCAUUGACACCGCAAGAUGAAUUCAUUGUACUAGCAUGCGACGGCAUUUGGGACUGCAAAAGCAACCAGCAAGUUGUGGACUUCGUGCGUAGCCGCUUGGUGAGCGCAGAGAACACCAACAAUGACGCUUCUGACUCAGAUGCCACCGCUAAUAACCCCGGGACUCUGGCCAAAAUAUGUGAGGAAUUGUGCGACGAAUGCCUGUCCAGCAAUCCCAGCGAGAGCGAAGGCGUCGGUUGCGACAACAUGACUGUCGUCAUAGUGCAGCUUAGUAAACACUUGGUUGAAAAGGCCACAUCCUCAGCUCAGCCCAUCACACUUUACGGGAAGCAAGUUGACGCAUACCUCUAG
This is a messenger RNA of Babesia ovata, 1698 nucleotides long. RefSeq names its product phosphatase 2C domain-containing protein. The coding region runs from base 1 to 1698 and encodes 565 amino acids. The transcript has a single exon. Gene Ontology annotation, molecular function: cation binding; protein serine/threonine phosphatase activity. NCBI's taxonomy places the organism in Eukaryota, Apicomplexa, Aconoidasida, Piroplasmida, Babesiidae. Gene Ontology annotation, biological process: protein dephosphorylation. The record is from RefSeq and is a predicted model, not a curated record.